Molecule: messenger RNA, 5058 nt
Organism: Trichoderma asperellum CBS 433.97
Lineage: Eukaryota; Fungi; Ascomycota; Sordariomycetes; Hypocreales; Hypocreaceae
Source: RefSeq, a predicted model, not a curated record
GUUAAAGGCGCUGAUGGGAGGUGUGGUAGGACUGGUCCGAGGAUCUUUGAAAGCCAUCGUUGGUGAUGUACAGGGACAGGUUUCGUUUGAGAGGCCUAUAUCAAGGAGGACCACGGCAUUGUGAUUGCGAUUAUCACAAGGGCCCUCUCGGUAUAAGUCGAAUUCUCACUCCUGAAAAUUGCUUGCUAUCUUUCGUUGCAAUCUACAUAGUAUUAUUAUUAUUGCUUUGCCUCUUCAGCCAUGGCGGGUAAAGACACCCUGUAUUCUCAGGGUUUCAAUUUCGGUAGCUUCGUCCAAGAUGGUGUUGACCCUCGUACCGGACAGUUUACAUCCUCCAUUACGUUGUAUGAGACUCCGGCCGAGGUCCGUAACUGCACCUCGUUUAAGCUGGUUCUAAAGUUCAGCCCUUCAAACGCUGAGGAUAUUGGCUUCGGCAAGGGGUGGUCGCUCAACCUUUCCCAAUAUCAUCAUUCCAGUCCUCGCAAUCUCGUCCUCUCUACAGGCGAGCACUACCAAGUCGUUGCGGAUGGUGGCGAUCUCAGCGUCGUAGAUCUGAAGCUUCAAAAGUUCACCUUCAAGAAGAAGGACUCUGACUUUCAAAUCGCCCACAAAGACGGCCGGGUAGAGAUCCUGUCUAAUCAUGACAACACCUGGGAUUUCAGCGUACCUACCAGGCUAUAUGCCCCAAAUGGUCGUCAGCUGGAGCUGGAUUGGACUGCCGUUAAAGGGCAACCGAGACUGCGAAAGAUAUUGGAAGGCUCAGAACAACUUUUGGUGAUUAAUUACGAAGAUCCAAACGUUGAAAUAGUGCGUGCCCCGACAUCCGCCGAACCUGCCACUUUUACAGCCUUGGUAAAGGGCGGCAAGCUGGCGGAAUUUUGGCUGCCGUUGAAGGAUAAGCCUAGGCCCAAGUGGGUGUUUGACUAUGAGACCUAUGGCAAAAACACCUGUCUCUCCACCAUCACAAGCCCUACUGGCCUCGUUGAGACGGUUAGAUACAAGUCGGAUGGCCAUAAAGUGCCAAAGGGGGGUCCCUCAGCGGCCGUUCCGUACGUCAUCCAACACAUAGCAGAGCCGGGUAACCAGCAACCCGCGAUCCGAACACUCUACAGCUACUCGACCACCAACUUCCUAGGUUACGGUGGCAUAGACAGUUGGAAGAGUGGCCAAGACAACUUAUACCGUGUAAGAGACGAUUAUACAUACAAUGCCACUGUGUCCGCCGACGGCGGCAAAGAGACCACAUAUACCUACAAUAAAUUCCAUCUACUCGUCAAGUCACAACAAGUAAAGGACAAUAAGCAAAUCACACAAUCUAUUACCUACCACGCAAAAGAGAAUGUGGCUUUUGAGCACCAGCCCCCUCAGUUCCAGCUACCGAAGAUUGUUGUGACCAAUUAUCGUAAUCUCUCGGACCAGAAGCUAUCUCGAGAUGAGCAGACUCAACACGCCUUUGACGAAUGGGGAAACCCGACCAUGGAUAUCCAGACAAAUGGCGUCCGGACGGAUCGUGUCUACUACCCACCCAAAGGCGAGCCUGGUAGCUGCCCAGCCGAUCCACAUCUCUUCCAGCGGUAUCUGAAAGAGCAGACUGUUACGCCAGCUAAGAAGCCUGAUCCGGCUCCAGUGAGAAGCACUCGUCACACAUAUCACGAGAUGCCUACUGCAUCCGGGGCACCGGCAGCCUCGUUUGUCGUCAUUAAAAAAUCAACCAUUUUCCAAGACAACAAAGCCAUCAGCAGCAUCGAACGGGAUUAUGUUUCCAAACCCGCAGAGAGGGACCAUGGUCGUCUCCAGCAGAAGAUGACGACAAUGAUGGUAUCCGGAAACCAGGCCACGGUGCAGAGCUGGACCCACCGAUACACAGCCGAAAAGACUCUGGCUAUAACCGUGAAAGAACAGGGCUUUGACGGCUGCCAGAUGGAAGAGGAAAGAAGCUACUCUUUGGAUCAUGGGUUGGUGAUUACCCAGGUUGACUCGGCGGGGACCCAAACCAGCUUUAAAUAUGAUGAACUCGGCCGCAUUAAACGUACGACCGUCUCUCCAGAGACCUCUCACGAGGCGACACAGACAGUCGAAUAUACUAUACCAUCCGAGACGGCCGGAUACAUUAAAACGGUGGCGGACGUGAAGCAAGUAAAGACUCGAUACAUCUUCGACGGCUUACAGAGGCUCUGCCGAAUAGAGAGGCAGGAUGACGACGGCGACUGGGAUACAAGUGGCGCCUACAAAGGCACUUUUCGCACAUUGCAACAGAAGAGUUACGAUGCGCUCGGCCAGUGUAGCCAGAUGGUAGAGAUCGACUGGAUGAGAGCUCCAAAUGGUCCCAAGAAGCAGUCAACCACUUAUCGUUAUGAAUAUGACGGUUGGGGGCAAAUAUGCAAAAUAUCUGAGAGCGACGGUGUUGUCACUUUGGCUAACACAGAUCCCAUCUCUCAGACACAAACAGAGAGUAUUGAAGGUCUGGGAAAGAAGAGAACCCGCGCGGAGCCUGGGGAUGUUAUAGUCCAGGCGUCAUUACUCAAGAAGGACAAUACCCUCUAUACCAGCGUCGACUACACCAACGACGGUCUGGGUCGGAGAGUCCAAGAGAAGAAUGGCAAAGACUACGUGACACAAUUUUCGUAUGAUUGGUUUGACCGCGUAAGCAAAACAAUUUGGCCAGAUGGAAGUAUCGCAACGACGCAAUAUGCGGAUCAUAGCACAGACCCUCUGCCUGUGUCGAUCCAGGUCCAAGAUACCAUCACGGCCAAGCAGUCCUAUGACGGGCUCAGUCGCGUGAAGACAAAACACUCUGGAGGACGCAUCACCGGUUUUUCGUAUAAAGGAAGCUCGCCGAAACCUUUUAGCAUGACGAUGCCGAAGAAAACUGAGGCCACCAUGGCCUACGAUGAUGCUUUAGGCUACGCGCUCAAGGACAGAACCAUGCCCGAUGAUCAGCAAACCUUUGAUUAUAACAAAAAAACGGGUGAAUUGAUACAAAGCAAAAAUUCAUAUUGCACCGAGAGCCUGAAGUAUCUGCCAUCAGGCCUGCUAAAGUCUGAAGACAUUCGUUUCGGCCAGGGGAAAGUUCUGUCAACACUACAUACAUAUUCUAUGAACGGUAGACUUCAGAAUUAUUCCAACGCGCAUAGUCAAACGCAAGAACUUAAAUAUGAUGAGCAUGGCCGACUCAAACAGUUAUUGCAAGGUCCGGUCACAGUUACACUCGACUACGACAACGCAAGUCGCCUAUGGAAAAGCAGCGUUCAUGACAGUCAAAAGGGCUCGACUCUUGGAACAGAAAUUGUUUUCGAUGACUUUAGUCGCGAGCGCGAGCGCACUCUGAUUCAAGAUUCAAAAACCCUGUACAAGCUAGUUCAGGAUUACGAUGUAUUAGACAAGCUGAAGACCCGUGAACUGAAAGACGGCGGUGGCAGCUCGUUACGGCAAGAGACCUUUGAUUAUGAUAACAUGGGUCGACUAUUCGAUUACCAGUGCAAGGGCAGUCAACUUCCUGUCGAUGAGCGCGGGCGUCAGCUGCAGGGUCAGACCUACUCCUUUACUGCCACAGGCGGUAUAGCAACGGUUACUACGAAGUACCAAGAUGGUAGCCAAAACAUUGCUGUCUACACAUACAGCGAUAGAGACCCUGACCAACUCGUUCAUAUUACCAACACCCACGCCGCUGAGCCUAGAGAGAUCACUCUCGAGUACGACGAGAAUGGCUGCUUAACUCGAGAUGAGCAAGGCCGAAUACUAGAAUACAAUUCUAUAGGUAGCCUCACAGCAGUCAAGAGUUCGGACGGAUCCACAGUUCUCAGUCGGUACCACUACGAUGCCCGGGCCAGAUUGGUCUGCCAGGAGGUGCCUGGCAAGCCGGACUACCAUCUCUAUUAUCGAGAUAGUAGCCUCAUUGCUGCUACCAGCGGUGAUGCUCAGCUCAACUAUGUAUCUGAUGGAGUCUCUUACUGGGGUCAAAUCCUCCAGGAGAAUGGACAAACAGCAACUUCAUUGUGGGCUUCCGACGCACAUCAGUCGACCAUCGCAUGGCUCGACACCAAACAGUCCAACCAGGUUCACACUCAGUGGUAUACGCCUUACGGCUUCAGCGCGGCCGGAUCAGCCAUCGCUUGGAACGGCCAGUGGAGAGAUCCUGUCACAGGCUGGUAUCAUCUUGGCAACGGAUACCGCGUUUAUAACCCGGUGUUGAUGCGUUUCCAUGCUCCUGAUACCUGGAGCCCCUUUACUUCCGGAGAGAUUAACCCCUACGCCUACUGCCUCUGCGAUCCCAUCAACCGGGUGGACCCGACUGGCCACUCGAGUGAUUCUUCCGGAAAUGCCAAGAAGAGAAGUAUAGCUCAGUUGAUUGUCGGCCUAGUUGUUAGUAUCUUGGCAGCCAUCUUCACAGAGGGUGCAUCCUUGGCGGUGGAGGUUGGAGUUCUCGUGGGCACCGGCAUCGCCUCCGACGUGGCAACCGGCCUCAUAUACGACGCCGCUUCGGGAACUGCACCGACUUGGGGGAGCGUAGGGGACGAUGCUCUCUCCAGCGCCAUCAGCAACAUUGUUGGGCUCGGUGUAACCAAGGGGGCAGGGAAGCUCUUCAAGUCAAUUGGGGAGACGAUAGAUCAGCUCCUAGAGGGCGCUGCCAAGAUCCAACACGCCGGAGGAGCGAGGACUCUUCCUAAAUGGCUGUCAUUUGAAACAAGGGGAGAAAAUUUAAGUGAGAAAGGCAAGGCUAUACGAAACGCUCGAAAAGAAGCCAUCGACAAACGGCUGAACGACCUCGCAAAGCAACCGGAAUGGAAAUGGGUGGAUUCAGGACUUAAGAAAAGCAAUAUACAUUUAGUUAGGACCGACAACACAGCCUGGAACAAAUAUCACAAUUUCCGAAGAUUGAUUACAGAGGACAGGCUUCAUCCAAAGACCGCCGCUGAGCACCUUGGCGGGUCGGAUUAUGAGCCGAUUACCCCAAAGCCAACACACACGAUCAGGCUAUCACAGGGACAUCGGCUUUAUUUUCUUCUGGAUCAAAAGAACCGUAUGGUUACAAUUAAUGAGAUCGGAGGGCAUCGGUAG